This is a messenger RNA of Akanthomyces muscarius, 516 nucleotides long. RefSeq lists its product as uncharacterized. The transcript has 4 exons. Bases 1 to 516 code for a protein of 171 amino acids. NCBI's taxonomy places the organism in Eukaryota, Fungi, Ascomycota, Sordariomycetes, Hypocreales, Cordycipitaceae. The record is from RefSeq and is a predicted model, not a curated record.
AUGCAAAGUCACAAACUUGACGACCUGAUCGAGCCUUUGCAUCACCUACCGCACACAAACAAUACUAGAAUCAUGCUCAGUUGCCAAAUCUUGUUCCCGGCUACAUGCCUGCUGCCCGUCCUAGCAUACCCCUUCCUGCCCUCGGUCGGCCGAUCAAGGCUCCGUUGCGAGGCCCUUCUUGUGUGGAAUGCCGUGGUCCUUGCCGCUUUCUUGACCGUAAACAGGGUCAUUUUCCGCUGGCAAGUAGAGCUCUGGCCCCUCAUCGUUAUGCACAUGUAUGGCUUGGCUGGCUUUCGGGCACUACGCGUGCCGUCGAGCCGCGAACUUAAAGCCGAGGACCUCGUUUGCACAGCGGAACAUGUCGUUACAUGGAUGUUUUGGGGUUACCUAGACCUCGUCAUGGAUACGAUUGAGGCUCGUGAGAGUGGCUGGAUGGCCCUCGCUUCGCUCCAGUUUCUCGGUGGCUUUGUUGUCGGUCUCCUGGUGGCGCUGGCUUCCGGAGAAUGGCAGCGAUAA